Molecule: messenger RNA, 573 nt
Organism: Penicillium soppii
Lineage: Eukaryota; Fungi; Ascomycota; Eurotiomycetes; Eurotiales; Aspergillaceae
Product: DUF846 domain-containing protein
Exons: 4
Coding region: 1-573 (190 amino acids)
Biological process (GO): protein secretion; vesicle-mediated transport
Cellular component (GO): Golgi membrane
Source: RefSeq, a predicted model, not a curated record
AUGGAUCAAGCCCAAGGGGGUCAAGGCGACCUCAACUGGCGCCUGAGUGCGCAUCCGAUCACGCUACUUGUCUUCUUAGGCAUUCGCAUCGGUGCAUUAUUGAUGUAUCUCUUCGGUGUUCUGUUCAUCGAUGACUUUAUUCUCGUCUUCAUCUUCACGCUUCUCCUCCUGUCCGCUGAUUUCUACUACCUCAAGAACAUUGCUGGCCGCCGGUUGGUAGGCCUGCGUUGGUGGAACGAGGUCGACACCUCAACCGGAGACUCGAAAUGGGUCUUUGAAUCCUCCGAUCCCAACGUUCGUACCGUGACAGCCACCGACAAGCGGUUCUUCUGGUUGAGCUUGUAUGUCACACCGGCUCUUUGGGUUGGUCUUGCUAUCUUGGCCAUUGUGAGACUCGUGGGUGUAAUUUGGCUCAGUUUGAUCGUUAUUGCUCUCAUUUUGACAAUCACGAAUACUAUGGCUUUCUCCCGCUGCGAUAAGUUCGGGCAAGCCUCAACGUAUGCCAACUCGGCCUUGGGUGGUGGUAUCGUUAACAAUUUGGCUGGUGGCCUGCUGGGCAGGCUCUUCCGUUAA